AUGGAGAUGGAGAAUUCUGAAACUCAAUCAUCCCCUUGUACACUUCAAUGGGAAGGGGAAUGGAGUGGCGUUGCUCAACCUGCCGCAGAUACCUUGUUCGAACUCAAGCAGAAACAUCCAUAUGCUCCACCUCCUAUUAUACCCACUGAAGUUGUUUCAACACCUUCCCUGGCUGUUGAUUCCAAGGCUGUACUUGCAGCCCUAAAGAGCUUCCCCAAGGGGACAUCUUGUGGCAGAGACGGUCUCCGUGCUCAGCACUUGUUGGACGCCAUGAGUGGAGCUGUUGCUGCGAUUUCUGAUGAGUUGCUGCUGUCGAUUACUGGCGUCGUGAACCUAUGGCUUGCAGGUAACUGUCCUCCUUCCCUUGGUAUAUUUGUGGCCAGUGCUCCCUUAACCCCACUACUUAAACCUGGUGGUGGUUUGAGACCAAUUGCGGUAGGAACCAUAUGGCGAAGGCUGUGUUCUAAGUUAGCAGCUACUUCAGUUUGCAAAACCUUGAACAACUAUCUUGGCAAUCACCAAUAUGGAGUUGGCAUCCCUUGCGGCGGAGAGAGUAUUCUACACGCGGCGAAUAGAUUGCUUGAAAUGCAUGGAUCUGAUAACACCAAAUCUAUGUUAUUAAUAGAUUUUUCGAAUUCUUUCAACAUGGUUGAUCGAUCCACUAUUAUCCGUGAGGUAAGAACACACUUCCCUAGCAUCUCUCGUUGGGUUGAAUUCUGCUAUAUGCAACCCCCCAGACUAUAUUAUCAAGAGCACUUACUCUCCUCGACACAAGGGGUUCAGCAGGGUGACCCUCUUGGUCCCCUUCUUUUUGUUUUAGUUUUGCACCCUCUUAUCGAGAAGAUUGCAUCCACUUGUAUGUUGGAUUUCCAUGCCUGGUAUUUAGACGAUGGCACCAUCGCAGGUGACACUUUGGAAGUGUCUAAGGCAUUGAAGAUUCUCCAAGAGGACGGACCUGUCUACGGGUUACAUCUGACUAUUUCGAAGACUGAAUUAUUUUGUCCCUCUUAUGACCCGAGAAGGGAUUCCGAUACUGCCUUUCCUGCGAAUAUUGGUAAGCAAAAAGAUGGUGUUAAAUUGCUUGGUGGACCAGUCAGCCUAGAUAUGAACUUCUGUAGUAAUGUGGUGUUGAACAGGGUUGAAAAAACCUCUCAACUCAUUGACAAGAUUCAAGAGCUGCAUGAUCCUCAAUCUGAACAUUUGCUUUUGCGCAACUUCGGAGAUGGGGCUGGUUUUGGCUUAGUCCAACAGCGACUAGCCACUCUUCCCAUCAAAGAUGGUGUCCUGGGUAUUCUUACUAUGACAUAUACUAUGCAGUACUGUUACCUUGCAUCUCAGGCGCAGACCCAGCAUUUGCAGAAUUCUAUUUUGAGGCUGCCUGCAACAACCGACUUAUGCCUUGGUUUCCAUACUACUUUACAGAGUUUCACACAAGCUUGUGAGAUCCCCCUCCCUGAUUUCAACAUUAAUGAUGCCGCCCCCCAUUACAUGAAGUCAUUGGCAUCUAUCUACUUUGGAGCUAUCAGGGAAAAGAUACUUACUCGCUUUUCUUUUUCUACACGUGAAGCUACUGUUUGGCAAUGUAAUAGAUCUGAUCAUGCUAUGGAUUUCCUUAAAGCAAUACCUAUUCCUGGGCUCAACCAGGCAGUUGGUUCCAGGCAGUUUAGCUCGGUCUUACAAUAUCGUUUAGUUAUACCCCUUUUUGAGGAAGGUAAUAAAUGUACCUGUUUUGGCAAACUCAUGGAUAUCUUUGGAGACCACGCUAUCCAUUGUGCUAGUGAGGUCGGUCUUAAAUUCAGACAUGAUUUAGUAAAAGAUAUUCUUGCAGACAUGUGUUACAGAGAUGGGGUUGUGGCUAGAAAAGAGGUUUCUUUGGGCGUCAUCAAUAAUAAGGAUUUUUGUCCAGCGGACAUCAUGGUUUAUAAUUGGGUAGAUGGGAAGGAUGUUUGUCUCGACGUCACUGGGGUCUCUCCAUUUACCAAUGCUAAGACACGCCACUUCAUACCAGGUCAUGCCAUUUCUGCAGCAAUCACUCGCAAGAACACUAAAUACUUAGAUGUUUGCUCUUCUCUCGGAUAUGGGUUCGGUAUUUUGGCUUUCUCCACUUUUGGCGAGCUUAGUACGGAUUUAUUAAAUUUCCUGAAGAGAUUAAGGAAUUUCAUGGUAACAGAAAGAAGAAGCCGUACAUGGUGUGACAGCGAAGCACCCCAGAAUAUAACGAUGUGA
This is a messenger RNA of Papaver somniferum (opium poppy), 2226 nucleotides long. RefSeq lists its product as uncharacterized. The record is from RefSeq and is a predicted model, not a curated record. NCBI's taxonomy places the organism in Eukaryota, Viridiplantae, Streptophyta, Magnoliopsida, Ranunculales, Papaveraceae. Bases 1 to 2226 code for a protein of 741 amino acids. The transcript has 4 exons.